Messenger RNA from Scheffersomyces amazonensis, 1215 nucleotides. RefSeq names its product mRNA splicing protein. Gene Ontology annotation, biological process: mRNA splicing, via spliceosome. Gene Ontology annotation, cellular component: catalytic step 2 spliceosome; Prp19 complex; precatalytic spliceosome. Gene Ontology annotation, molecular function: protein binding. Bases 1 to 1215 code for a protein of 404 amino acids. The transcript has a single exon. NCBI's taxonomy places the organism in Eukaryota, Fungi, Ascomycota, Pichiomycetes, Serinales, Debaryomycetaceae. The record is from RefSeq and is a predicted model, not a curated record.
AUGCCUACAUAUAGAGAUCUAAUAGAUUUAGAUGCUGAUGAUGAGGAAACCCUAAUACCACCCGUCGACCCUCUAAGUGAGGCUAUGUAUAAUAAUACCAAAAUGGACUAUACUUUUCAAAAUCUUAAGCAUACUGAUGAAGAUGAGAUAAUAAUAGAUGAUGAUGAUGAAGAAGAUCAAAACGUACAGGAUAAUGGCACAGAACAGUAUGAUGAUAACAUACCGACAACAGGUGACUUACAACAACAAGAUCAUCAUUCUAAUACUUCAGAUACAUCCAAUUGGAAACUUCUAAGAGUUCUAGUAGGAGCUCAUCAAGGGUGGGUACGAUCAGUAGAAGUAGAUCCAAUCACAAAUAAAUGGUUUGCCACAGGUUCAUCUGAUGCAACUAUUAAGAUCUGGGAUUUAGCAAGUCUGAAAAUAAAAGCAACAUUAACUGGACAUAUAAUGGGAGUUCGAGCUUUGGCUAUAUCUUCUAGGUAUCCAUUAUUAUUUUCUGGAUCAGAAGAUAAAACCGUUAGAUGUUGGGAUUUAGAAAGAACUAAUUCCCCAUCAGGAGCUCAAAUUAGAGAUUAUCAUGGUCAUGUGGGAGGAAUUUAUUCUAUGGCCUUACAUCCAGAAUUAGAUUUAUUAUUUACUGGUGGUAGAGAUGCAGUUGUAAGAGUUUGGGAUGUACGUUCAAGAGCUGAUAUUAUGGUUUUGACAGGUCAUAGAAGUGAUAUCAGUUCUGUACAAAGUCAAAUUGGAGAUCCUCAAGUUAUAACUAGUUCAAUGGAUGGUACUAUACGAUUAUGGGAUCUUAGAAAACAAUCAACUGCUUUAACAAUAACUCAACAUUCGAAGAGUAUACGACUGAUGAUUGUUCAUCCUCAUGAAAUGACAAUGUGUUCAGGAGAUACUACUGGUAAUUUAAAGCAAUGGCUUUUACCUGAAGGUCAUUUAUUGAAUGAAUUUGGUAAAUCAGAAUCAGGAAAGAUAAUUAAUACUUUAAGUAUUAAUCCUGCUUCUAAUAUAUUAUUUGCAGGAUAUGAUGAUGGGAAAGUAGAAUUUUAUGAUUAUCAACAAGGAACUUUAACUCAAUCUACUUCUACUACUCCAGUAACUGGAUAUACAGAAUCAACAAUAUAUAGUUCAACUUUUGAUAUGCUGGGAUUAAGAUUAAUUACUUGUGAAGGUGAUAAGAGUAUAAAGAUUUGGGGUGAAUCUUCAAUAUAA